AAAAGAACGCGAACUCGCUGUCGAGUCGUCCGACAAGCUAAGUCUCCUCCUUCACCCCCCCCUUUAUCAGCAUUUUACCCUUCACCACCUUCGCCCCAAACGCCUCCGUCGUCAGAACGGGGCAACGAAAUACAGCCUGUCUUCUGUGAGGCCCGGGUCGUUCUCGGAAGGGUCGGCUCAAGAUCUGCUUCGGCUGUGGGAAGGAGGCAGAGCCUUGCCAGGCCAGGAUCUGACAGAGGCAAUUCAGGCUUUCCAAUGUGUAAGACCGGCAAAACCAGAUGCAGGGUUGGUUGGAGUUCGGAGGUCAGGAGGGAGGCAGAUAAAGAAGAAAAGGUUGAGAAGGAGAAAGAGGAGGAAGAGAGGGAGGAUGAGGAGCAAGAGGAGCAGGAGGUGGAAGUGGGGGGGGAGGUCGAGGAGGAGGAUGAGGAGGAGGACGAGGAGGAGGGAGAAAAGGAGGAGAGGGAAGAGGAAGAUCUGGUUGUAGACGGAUUUCAGAGAUUGGCAACGGUCUCCAGAAAUUGCGUGUUUGCAGGGAGACUAGCUCGAGUCCAAGAAGCCUCUACCGGGAGUGAGCUUAGUCAAUUGGUUGUUAGUCCAGAGGGUGACACCAAAUAUCUGGCGGCUACAGCCACCAGGAUGACUGGAGAGGGGGAUGGAGAGGAUGACGAGUUUGUGUAUUCGAACCUGCUGACUGGUAAGUACCAAAUUACUUUUCAAGGGUUAUACCCACUGUUGCUCACCCUUUUUAUGGACACGCCUAAGACCCUAAAAACCCUUCCUCCAAGUCAAUCCGCCUUGCCACCCGGUAGCAUCAGCUCGAUGCCUAGAAUCCAGGAGAAUGGACCAUCCUGCCCCCCGAAUAUUCUUGCGACGGUGAUGCGCCCCCUUUGUAAGCUGUUGAGUCAGGUUUUUCUAUCCGCCGGACCUCACACCACAGAAGGUCGGCAACUUAGGUGGUUAGACGGACACAACAGGUGA
Molecule: messenger RNA, 978 nt
Organism: Protopolystoma xenopodis
Lineage: Eukaryota; Metazoa; Platyhelminthes; Monogenea; Polystomatidea; Polystomatidae
Source: the annotation of a GenBank genome assembly